Messenger RNA from Eremothecium sinecaudum, 366 nucleotides. RefSeq names its product negative cofactor 2 transcription regulator complex subunit BUR6 (gene BUR6). The transcript has a single exon. NCBI's taxonomy places the organism in Eukaryota, Fungi, Ascomycota, Saccharomycetes, Saccharomycetales, Saccharomycetaceae. Gene Ontology annotation, biological process: transcription by RNA polymerase II; negative regulation of transcription by RNA polymerase II; positive regulation of transcription by RNA polymerase II. The coding region runs from base 1 to 366 and encodes 121 amino acids. Gene Ontology annotation, cellular component: nucleus; negative cofactor 2 complex. The record is from RefSeq and is a predicted model, not a curated record. Gene Ontology annotation, molecular function: core promoter sequence-specific DNA binding; protein heterodimerization activity; transcription coactivator activity.
AUGGACGGCAGUCUUGAAGAACAUGUAUCGAAUACAGAGGGUUCAUCUCCUUUUGAUAAGAUUAAAACACACUUUCCUCCCGCCAAAAUAAAGAAAAUAAUGCAAACAGAUGAGGAUAUAGGAAAAGUUUCUCAAGCAACACCAGUGAUUACUGGGCGCUCUCUCGAGUUUUUCAUUGCAAUGCUAGUAGAGAAGUCCAGUCAGGUGGCACGUGAGCAGGGAUCUAAGCGUAUUAGUGGAGAUAUUAUGAAGAAGACCAUUAUGGCAGAUGAAAAGUUCGACUUUUUACGCGAAAUUGUAUGUCCAGAUGCUGUUCCUUCGGAUGCUGAAGAUGCAGGUGCUGCAGGUGGGGAUAUAGAAGCCUAA